Molecule: messenger RNA, 376 nt
Organism: Zingiber officinale
Lineage: Eukaryota; Viridiplantae; Streptophyta; Magnoliopsida; Zingiberales; Zingiberaceae
Product: DEAD-box ATP-dependent RNA helicase 27-like
Exons: 4
Coding region: 23-376 (117 amino acids)
Biological process (GO): maturation of LSU-rRNA from tricistronic rRNA transcript (SSU-rRNA, 5.8S rRNA, LSU-rRNA)
Cellular component (GO): nucleolus
Source: RefSeq, a predicted model, not a curated record
GGAGGCUAACUUUGAGGAAGACAUGGAGCAAAUAUUUAAGCGGCUGCCAAAGACAAGGCAAACUGCUCUAUUUACAGCUACCCAAACUAAGCAGGUUGAGGAUUUUGCAAACUUGUCAUUUAAGGAAAAGCCUGUAUAUGUAGGUGUUGAUGAUGGAAGGUCGAAGGUGACCGUCGAAGGGUUGCAGCAGGGCUAUUGUGUCGUGCCUAGCAAUAAAAGGUUUCUGGUCUUGUAUGCUUUUCUUAAGAGGAACCUUUCGAAGAAGAUAAUGGUCUUCUUCUCCUCAUGCAAUUCGGUCAAGUACCAUUCUGAGCUUCUCAGAUACAUUCAUGUCGAUUGUCUCGAUAUCCAUGGAAAGCAGAAGCAGCAGAAAUGA